AUGUCUUCCGUGAAGCGGAGGAAGACCGAUGAAAAUCCAUCUUUGGAGGGUGUGAAAUCGAAGAAGACAAAAGAGUCGAAAAAAGGCUCCCCCACACCUUCCCCAGAGCCAAUUGAGGGUACUGAAGAUAACAGAGUUAUCGAAGAGACUGAGGAAGUUGAGGAAGUUGAGGCUCCAAAGUCUUUUAAAGAUUUGGGCAUCGUCGACUCAUUAUGCGAAGCAUGCGACACUUUAGGAUACAAGGCCCCAACUCCCAUUCAAAGGGAAUCUAUACCACUCGCGCUUCAAGGCAGAGAUUUGAUCGGUCUGGCAGAGACCGGUAGUGGAAAAACUGCUGCAUUUGCUUUACCAAUUCUUCAAGCUCUACUCGAUAAACCACAACCUCUCUUCGGAUUAGUAUUAGCACCGACUCGCGAACUUGCAUAUCAAAUUUCUCAACAAUUCGAGGCUCUUGGGUCUGUUAUAAGAGUAAAAUGUGCUGUCAUAGUUGGAGGAAUGGACAUGGUACCGCAAUCAAUUGCUUUGGGUAAAAAACCUCACAUUAUCGUUGCCACUCCUGGUCGUCUCCUAGACCAUCUAGAAAAUACAAAAGGCUUUUCAUUACGGUCGCUCAAGUAUUUGGUUAUGGACGAGGCCGAUCGACUACUUGACCUAGAUUUCGGACCCAUUCUCGACAAAAUCCUGAAAGUCUUACCCCGAGAGCGACGAACAUAUCUCUUUUCCGCGACUAUCAGUUCUAAAGUCGAAAGUCUUCAACGAGCAAGUUUGAAGGACCCAUUACGAGUAAGCAUCAGCAGCAACAAAUAUCAGACUGUCUCGACUCUUAUUCAAAACUACAUUUUCAUACCAUUAGUUCACAAGGAUACAUACUUAAUCUAUCUUUUGAACGAGUUUGCAGGUCAAUCCGCCAUCAUUUUUACACGGACAGUCAACGAGACGCAGCGAAUAGCAAUUUUGUUACGAACGCUUGGAUUCGGAGCCAUUCCACUGCAUGGACAACUUUCACAAUCUUCUCGCUUAGGUGCUUUGAAUAAGUUUCGUGCAGGUUCAAGAGAAAUCCUUGUUGCAACGGAUGUCGCUGCUCGUGGUUUGGAUAUCCCCUCGGUUGAUGUAGUGUUGAACUACGACAUUUCACAGGACAGUAAAACAUACAUUCAUAGAGUUGGACGUACUGCUCGUGCAGGAAAAUCCGGACACGCAAUUAGUUUUGUGACUCAGUAUGAUUUGGAGAUUUGGUUGCGUAUCGAGGCAGCAUUAGGAAAGAAGCAGGAGGAAUACCCGACGGUGAAGGAUGAAGUUAUGGUCUUCAAACCUAGGGUAGAAGAAGCUCAAAGACAUGCUAGGAAUGAGAUGAAGAAUUUGCACGAGGAUAGAGGUAAGAAGGGCGCAGUAUUGAAAGGAAGAAGACCUGCCAACGGUGCUAAAAGAGGUCGUGAUGAAAUGGAUAGAGAAGAAGGCUAG
Botrytis byssoidea is the source of this 1461-nucleotide messenger RNA. RefSeq lists its product as uncharacterized. Bases 1 to 1461 code for a protein of 486 amino acids. The record is from RefSeq and is a predicted model, not a curated record. The transcript is spliced from 2 exons. Lineage: Eukaryota; Fungi; Ascomycota; Leotiomycetes; Helotiales; Sclerotiniaceae. Gene Ontology annotation, molecular function: nucleic acid binding; RNA helicase activity; ATP binding.